Anopheles stephensi (Asian malaria mosquito) is the source of this 1867-nucleotide messenger RNA. RefSeq names its product protein hold'em (gene hdm). Lineage: Eukaryota; Metazoa; Arthropoda; Insecta; Diptera; Culicidae. Gene Ontology annotation, molecular function: single-stranded DNA binding; single-stranded DNA 3'-5' DNA exonuclease activity. Bases 270 to 1712 code for a protein of 480 amino acids. The record is from RefSeq and is a predicted model, not a curated record. Gene Ontology annotation, biological process: resolution of meiotic recombination intermediates. The transcript is spliced from 2 exons.
ACGAAACUCGUUUGCUGGUGUACGCGCAAUUUUACCCAUCACUGUAUCGGAAUCAAAUUGGACCGUUAAAAAUAUCGUCCAUGUGUGAUUGAUAUUUUAUAAAGAGAUAAGAAAAAAAACAAGAUUUUCAGUACUCACCGGCAAUGUGCCUAUUGGUAUACGUUCACGAGGUUAUGACCCGAAACCAAAGCAAGCUGUGAGCCGGUUGCGUAAAAAAAAAAUCCUACACCUUUUGUCCACAGUUUCACAGCUCAGUGCAGCAUACGACGAUGGCCUCGUCCGAACUAUCGACCGUUAAAACCAUCGCUCAAAUCAACGAUGAGGCGCGCCACUUUAUACUGGUGGCCGUUGUGAUUGCCAAGAGCAGUCCACGCUUUUUCAGCGGCCCACCAAAGAACAGGAAUUUCUUCGAACAGGAUACGACCAGCGACAGCGCCGGUCUCGAAAUGGCACGUGGUGUACUAACGCUAACGCUGCGCGAUUCGGCACGGGACACAAUCAACUGUACCAUCUGGGGUAAGGCCGACACUAUCGCGCACUACGACAACGCGUUCGAGGUUGGUGACGUGAUCGAUGUGAACCGGCCACAGGUUUCUUCCACGGUGUUUGGACGAUCGGAGCAAUAUUCACCGACCGUUACCUCGCCGUACUGUUUGACGGUAAACGAUCAGGCACAGCUGGCGCAAAUAGUACGCCACGAAGGAUCGCAGGAUACGGCACGGCUGCGGGCACUGCUGAGGGUACCGUUGGUGCAGCCCGGUUCGACGAUACCGCUCGCCGAUAUCGUUGCCAGCGGAUCCGGCUGCAAUGGGGAAACGUUCAACUUGCUCGUGGUGGUUCGUGCGCUGCGUGCCAAACGGGACGUUCGGGUGGCGCGAAGCAACGAGGUGAAAUCGUUCCGUGAGGUGGUACUGAUGGAUUGCAGCCAUCCCGGGGUGGUGAUGAAGUUCUGGUCCGAAAGCUAUAUCCGCUGGUCAGAGCGGUGGACACCGUUGCAAACGGUACUGCUGCUGGUGGACGCUAGGGUGGAGUAUAGCGAGUACUACAAAACCAUCUGUCUGGCCGUGGACAGGAAAACGAUCAUCACGCAGGAUCCCGAUCUGGCCCAGCUGAGCAAUCUUUUGGCUCAUGCUAGAAGCAUCCCCACGCAGGACAUCGAUUUGGUUUGCUCGCUAUCGUCCGGUUCCGUUGACCCCGCCACAAUAAGCACGGUUAUGACCGUGCAGCAGAUACUGGACCGAACGGAAGGUGAUCUGGUACAGGAGCAGGACCAAUUUACUGCCCUCUGUUACGCCGUAAUUACCCGACUCGAUCUCGACGGCCCGACGCGAACCGUGAGCGAACGUUGCGUGAGCUGUCGAGCGCUAGUGCGUGGACAGGAUGCAGCUUGUCCCAGGUACGACUGUCCAGCUGGUGGCCGAGAGCCGUUUUUCGAUCUUACCGUCGACAUUACGGACCACACGGGUACAUUGGCCGGAUGUCGGAUGGUUAGCCGGGUGGCCGAAGCUGUGCUUCAGUGUGAUGUGGCCAGCUUUAAGCGACAAACUGACGACCAGAAGACACACUUGAAGUGGAAAUUUCUGUUGGAUCGUUGUGCCGUGAAGCUGAUCGUAAAGCGACGCUCAGCCGUACGGUUUCAGAAUCUGUACUCCAUUGUGGAGUGCACGAUAGCGGAUCCGGCCGAGGUGGAGGCAAAGCUAAAGGUUUACUAGCGAGAGAGAGAGAAAAGCCAAACGGAAUUGUACCUCACGUUUUUGUCCUACAGGCAUUGGAGCAUUUAUUGGGGCCUAAACAUACUUAUUAAAAUAUUGCAAAAAGCUAACCUUAUCACAAUAAACACUGCAAAGCCGUUUGAAGUUGCACCUGA